This is a messenger RNA of Daphnia magna, 705 nucleotides long. RefSeq lists its product as uncharacterized. The record is from RefSeq and is a predicted model, not a curated record. Bases 1 to 705 code for a protein of 234 amino acids. Lineage: Eukaryota; Metazoa; Arthropoda; Branchiopoda; Diplostraca; Daphniidae. The transcript has 4 exons.
AUGAUAAAAUCUGUGCAACUUUUCUUAGAUGGCGACGAAGGAAAAGAAGACAUUGAUUUUGAUGAACUUGACAUAAAUAAUGACGAAGAAAAAGAAGAACUUGUUAUUAACGAACUCUCGGAAUGCAUUCGCGAUGUUGUGCGCGGAUUUCGGUGGAACCCGACACUUGCGAUGCUAGCUCGUCUUCUUGAGCUUCGGGACUUCAUCACCGAAACAGAAAAUUCUCGUGCAGAUUUUAAGAUCAGUGAGAUUCAAUGGAUUGGCAUCCAGGGGAUAUCUUCCGUUCUCGAGCCGGCCCGAAAAGCAUCAGUCAGGGAGGUAGAAGAAAUCGACACAGUAUUUGCGAAAGCUUUUUCCGCGGCUCUUCAAACACGGGAAAAUACGUUGAUGGAUAAUGACAUUUCUCGAUCAGCUAUAUAUCUAGAUCCUAGAUUUAAGGUUAAUUUAAUUCUAUCUACUGAUGAGAGGGUAAAAGCCAAAGCUUAUUUGAUCAAUCCGUGGCAAACUGUCCAUCAAAUGAGGUUAGACAGAGAAUCUAACAAUAACUCUUUCCCACACGGACAAGUUGAGUCUUUGAUUGAGCCUCUUGAUAAGUUGGAAUCAGCCUUGCGGGAACGUGAAAAUUCAAUCGUUUCUCCUACAUUCGCCAUUGAAAACCAACAACUCGACCACCGUUUGGAAAAUUUGAAGGUCACCCGUGAAUAA